AUGGCCUCAGGGGCAGCCGAAAAGAAGACUGAAAAGUCUUACUUGAGUUCUGCCGUCGACUCCAUUAAUCCAUGGGCCAGUAGCCGCAGUACAACUCCUACUCAGAAGGCCAAGCCGGAGGAAGCUCGACCAGCUCCUGUUCCCGCAAAUCCUGACGAUCACAGCACGACGCAUCUCUACGGCCAAAGCUUCAAAUCAUACCCUGCAGGAUGUCCGCCUUUAAGAGUCCAGUGGUUUCACGCCGUCGACGUUCCUAAGCGGAAGCCUCAGUUGACCUCCCCUAGCCGUUCAGCGCAACCUGAAAAGCCUGCAACGCCGCCAAAGAAGUAUUCCGCCUUUUCUACCUCCGAUUCCAAGGCCUUGGAGGGAGAGUAUCAGAAGCUGUUGGAAGCGAUGGAGGACGCUCGGAGUCAGGCUCCUGGUGCCCGUCUACUCUCAAGAAAGAGAAAAGCAGAUGCGGCUGGCGAGAAGUCGGAGAAGGCCCUUGAUCACGAGGAUUCUAAUUCCAGUGCCGUUCGUGUUCCCGUGAAUGAAGACUUUCUCUUUGAUGUCGACAUCGAAGCUCGAGAGCUGGCUCCUGUUUACUGGCUGGGUCCAGUCUAUGAAGUACGGCGAGGAACUUGGUUCUAUCAAGAUAGCUCGACAUUACGUCCUUGCGAGGAGAAUCUUGCUGCACAACUUGAAGAGGGUUACCUCAAGACGAAGCCAUGGCAAUAUGCUGGCAGAGAUCGUAGCCCAUCGGGUGCGAGGAAAAACAUUACGCCAAAAGCGUCGCGGGAAAAUCUUAAGUCAACAAGCUCAUCCCGGUCAGCGAGUGCGACUCGCUUGAAGGAGCAUAAUACCCCUGCUGCCAACGCUGACUCCCAAGGCCAAUCGCAACCCCAAAGCUACCGGCUCUUCGGGACCUACAUGAAUAGCAUGGCCACUUACCAGGACGCCAAUACGGCUUGGUUAACCUCAGACGGCAUGCUUUCAUGGGUCACUUCAUCUGUCUAUCAGAGAUUCGGUGGUGGGAGCUACAUGAGCGGGGUGAAGCUCGUCCGUGGGUAUUCUGAGCCCAGUAAAACCAGGGACAAGGACAAGGAUAAAGACAAGGGCGAUGAAAGCCGAUCAGCCACUGCCGAUGAAGCCCUCUCGCUGGAUCAGAAGCAGCAGAAGAUGUUGAAGCGAAGAUCGGCACCUCCGUCGACCCGUGCUUCCCAUGACGAACCCGCCCACGAUGACCAGCAGAUCAAGACGGAGAGGGACCCUCGAGAAAUCAGGCUGCAGCGUCAGCUAUCGUCGCUCAUUGAGAGUGAGGGGAGAACCAAGGCUGAAACGGAAGAAGAGAUCCGCCGGCGCGAAGAACAGGAGAUACAAGACGACUACACUGGGCAGGCCGGCGAGACUCAAGGACGUGAGAUAGAACACCUGGUGCUGGUGACCCAUGGAAUCGGCCAACUCCUCAGUCUUCGCAUGGAAAGUGUCAACUUUGUCCACGAUGUUAAUAUCCUCCGCAAAACCAUCAAAUCCGUAUAUGCCAACUCAGCAGACCUGAAAGCCUUGAACUCGGAGCUUGGACCCGGACCAGGAAACAGUCGCGUGCAGGUGCUCCCGGUAUGCUGGAGGCAUCUUCUGGAUUUCCCAAGAAAGCGCCAGAAGAAGGGUGAGCGCGACCUAGGGGACAUCGAUGGCGACGAGGAUGAAUAUCCAUCUCUGGACGACAUCACUAUUGAAGGGGUGGCCUUUGCCCGUUCCCUCAUAUCUGACCUUGCUUUGGAUGUGUUGCUCUAUCAGAGCUCUUAUCGUGACCAAAUUACGAGGAUUGUCCUCAAUGAGUGUAACCGCAUAUUCCAGCUAUUCAAGGAACGGAAUCCAGACUUUAAGGGAAAAGUGCAUCUAAUGGGCCAUUCCUUGGGUUCUGCGAUCCUUUUCGAUGUUCUUUGCCAACAGAAGCAAGAUCGUCCUACCGAGCACAAGUCUUUGUUGCGUCUGUGGCCGAUGCAGGAUCGAACAGAAUCGCCAAGCAAGAAUACAGAGCUGGAGCUCGACUUCAAUGUUGAGGACCUAUUCUGCCUGGGCUCGCCGGUUGGUCUUUUCCAGAUGCUUAAGGGACGAACCAUAGCCGCGAGACCGCGCCCCCAAUCCGCGAAAGCCAAGGACCCCCAGAGCAUGGAUUGUGAUGAAAAUGUGCUCCGCACAACCCCCCUUGCGUCGGGGACAGAGCAAAUAUCCCCAGUGACCGGUCUGCCCGGAACCGUCGCGUCGCCCAAGGUUCAACAGCUAUUUAACAUAUUCCACCCAUCAGAUCCCAUUAGCUAUCGCCUUGAGCCUCUGAUAUCACCGUCGAUGUCAACAUUGAAGCCUCAAUUGUUACCCUACACGAAGAGGGGAAUAUUUAGCAAUGUUACACCACAAGGGCUGACCGGGAUCGGAACUAUGGUUGGACAGAGCGUCAGCGGAUUGUGGUCGAGUCUGAGUGCCGGCAUUGCUAGUAACCUGCUCAACCGAAGUCUCGGUAUCAAUAGCGAAGAGGUGGCGAGGAUAACAGCCAGCGCGUCGCGCGGAGAAUCACAGACCCUUGAAGGCGCGCGAUCGAAGACUCUGGCGAGUGGUGAUACUCCCGACGCUGAGAAGCGAGUGGCUACGGAUGCGCGCAUGAAGAAGCUUGCCGACUCCACGACCAAUGCUUCGGACUUUGGGUCUGGCCUGAGCGACCACAGCCCGACGUUGAUCGAUGACGAGCUGGAGACCCUGUAUUCCAAAUUCCAGCAAAGCCGCACUCAAAUAUCCAAAGAAGGGGAGACGACUUCUACGUCGGACGAAGAUAAGAAGGCGCGCAAGCUACGCAAGGAAGAAGGGAGAGUUCGAGCACUUAAUCGCAAUGGCCGAGUCGACUACAGCAUCCAAGAGAGCGUCCUGGACUUCAACCCAAUCAAUACAAUCGCCUCACACAUGGGCUAUUGGGCUGACGAGGAUGUGAAUCAUUUCGUCCUCUCCCAGAUGCUGUCGAAUCGAUCGAGGCGGAAAUCUGAAUCCUAA
Messenger RNA from Fusarium keratoplasticum, 3021 nucleotides. RefSeq names its product DDHD domain-containing protein. Gene Ontology annotation, molecular function: glycerophospholipase activity; metal ion binding. Lineage: Eukaryota; Fungi; Ascomycota; Sordariomycetes; Hypocreales; Nectriaceae. The transcript has 9 exons. Gene Ontology annotation, cellular component: cytoplasm. The coding region runs from base 1 to 3021 and encodes 1006 amino acids. The record is from RefSeq and is a predicted model, not a curated record.